ACGGCGGAAAAAAAAAACUAGAUCGAGAUCUACUAGGGAUUGGGGGUGGUGGAGAGGCAAGGUAGGCGGAGACCCUCGAUCCUUCGCGGAGGUGGCUGCCUCACCUCCCAUGGCGGCUGAUGUGGGGCGCGAGUACUAGGGGAGUGGCAUCAAGGCGUGGAUGCGGGCCGCCAGGGCGCGGCGUGGACGCCGCGCGGGAAGGAACGCCGGCCGCGGAAACGGCCGUGGCGGCGACAAGAGCAAGUACUCCUGAAAGCGAAGCGAGGGCGACGGCGACCGCACCAUCUCUGCCUCAUCCAACCUUGCCUCUGCUUCGGACGAUACCUCUGGCUGGGAUGUGGCGGCGGCGCCAAGGUGCCAUGAUCCCCAGGAUGGAGGUUUCUGGGUGGAGAAGAAGCGCUCGGCGAUGGCAUCGGAGGACUCAGGGAGCGGGCACCAGACUUCAUCCCCGAUCCGCCGCCCACAUGGCAAACAGAAUAUCCCUCAGGUGCCUAUCCUAUCCCCUACCCCAUAUGCAAGUCGAAUGAACAUCCUCCUGCUCGAUGUCCUCAAGUUUUUUGUGAGCGACGUAACAAAUUAGGGCAUCUGGCUUCAGUUUGCAUGACAUUUCUUCCUUGGGAGUGUAUUGCUCUGAUGUGUGCAUUUCAAUCUAAGGGGUUGGGGUUUUACUACAUCCAUGAUUCUUGCACAGCCAAUCAGCUUAAGGAGAGAUCCAAUAAUAUUGUUGUGACCAUUGUUGAGGGUGAAACGUCGACCAGGCAGAUGGAGUUAGAUUUAUCUGACUACCUUGCCACAGGAUGGCGCUACUCAGCCCAUGCCAUUGGUCCUGGGGUGUUCGUGGUUCGAUUUUCUAAUCCUUGAGGUGUUGCUCAAAUCUGCUAUGUGGGUACUGUUAGUCUGAAAACAAGUGGGGCUGUUAUACAUGCCACCCAUUGGUCAUCAGCUGUGGGAUCGAAGGGAGUUAUGGAAACUGCUUGGGUGAAAGUGAUCAAUGUACCUCUAGAUAAGAGAAGUGAGAGAAAUAUAGCUUUUGUUGCCUCGCUGGUGGGGGUUCCCCUGGAGAUUGAUGCUGCAACUUUGCAUCGUCCUGCUUCUGUCUGUGUGAAACUAGGAUGCAGGAAUGCUGAUGCUAUACCUGGGGUAGCUGAGGCAGUUCUAGGGGGCAUUUCUAUGAUUUUUUUUCUAUGAGGUGGAGCAGGUGCUGGUUAGGGAUCCAAACCAUGAAGAAAUGGGAUAAAGGUGUCUCCUAACCCUGAUAGAGGAAACCCUAAAAGACCUAUGCAGGAUGUGACUCCUGGAGCUCAGAUGGGCAGCUCUUCAACUGGGCUUGGGGGGGGGGGGAAUCUCUCCCCAUUCGCCAACGAGAAGUGCCUGACACGAUUCGGGAGUCACAGGAAGUAUGGAGUCUGAUGACUCUCUGCAUACUACUCUUCUCAUUGAAACCAUGGCAUAUGAUCAGGAGCAGGGAGAGAAAGAAAAAGUUGUGGAAAUGGUGGGCCAACAUGAUUCGGCGCUGAAAGUGACCAGUGAGUACAUGGUGGAGUCCCCUGAGAUGAAUGCUAAGGUGAUUCCCACUCCCCCUUUAGUCACUGAGGAGAAUCUGCGCUUCAGUUUGAGGAAUGUGCAGAAUAAACUGGAGCGAGUGGAGGACAAGGCUACGGCUGCGGCAAAAAAGAGGAACAUGGAAGACAGGUUUGAUGGCUAGUGAUGACCGGGAGGCCAUGGAGCGCGGAGCCAAGAUGCUCAGGUCCAAUGCUUCGACAAUGAUGAGAAUCUGUGCGGCUCCAACCAAUUCAGCGAUGGACCGAUGCUCUCUCCGAUGCUUCGGAUUUACUUUUGCCAGGAUAGUUGUCUCACUCCUGCGCGAGUGUCUUCCUGCUCGUUUGUGAGCCUUGGAGAUUACGAACUGUUGCGGGUUUCCUUUUGGAUUCAGCCUUUAUGUUUAGGUCCUAGAGGCUAGCGUGAUCGAUGGUGUCACUGGGUUUUCCAGUGAUGCUUUGGACUCGCCUCCCCCUUUCUAGUUUCCUUGUGCCGGUGUGAUGUUGGGUCUUUGGUCACUGAACUAUGUAUUUCCGUUAUGAAUGUAAUGGAAAGGGGUUA
Triticum aestivum (bread wheat) is the source of this 2100-nucleotide messenger RNA. RefSeq lists its product as uncharacterized. The record is from RefSeq and is a predicted model, not a curated record. The transcript has 3 exons. The coding region runs from base 1400 to 1705 and encodes 101 amino acids. Lineage: Eukaryota; Viridiplantae; Streptophyta; Magnoliopsida; Poales; Poaceae.